AGACAAACUUUUCAGCGGAGUCGCAAACUUGUGAUCCGCAUCACUGUCAGAGCGCGGCGUGGCUGUCAGCUGUAUCUGUGGGAGGCUGAAGAUGGUCAGAAAGUGGACGAGUUAAUAUCGACAAAGAGUUUAGUUGUCAGAAAACAGAGGAGGACAGGAGAACGUGGAUAUAUCCGACAGACCUCUACUGACUGUCGCUGAAGGCAGAACAGUUAGCUUCAGUGUCUCUCCCAGGCUGCCGCCUCAACAUCAGUAUGUGGGAACAGGAGGAAUUCGCUAAACACUGGAGGAAUGAAUUUCCCGACGGAGAGGUCCCAGAAAUGGAGCUAAACUCCGUGGAGGACAUCGAGUCCGAGCUGGAGACGUGUAAAAGCAACCUGAAGAGGCUCCAGAAGGCUCUGGCGGAGGAGAAAUUCAAGGUGAUCUACCUGCAGACCACCAUGGCUCGACAGAGGAGGAGCGACCCGGAAAGGUUUCAAGGCAAAGACGAAAACUUUAAUGCCGAAACGUUUGGCUUCUCUAAAACGGGGGAUGUCAGGAAACCACCGCGGCGGGACGAUGAGGGUGGCGGGGAAAGGACCAAGGUGUCCGACCCUGGAGGCGUGAAGCUCCACGCGGCAGGUAACACGGCGGGGCUCUCCGCCGUCUUCGGCCGGGACCGGAGCAGGUUCAGCGGGAAGACAGGUAAGCCCGUCCCCAUCCCCGUCCCGCCGGUGAAGCCCACCUUCCGGAGGCUGGAGGUGGACUCGGCCCGUCAAGUCAAUGACAACGAGGAGAGCAGCGACCGAGAAUAUGAAGAUGCAGAGCUCAAUGAGAAUUUCGUCAGGAAUAACUUAUUGGCACCGAAGACCGGCGGAAGGGACAACCAGAGGACGUCCAACGUCUACCGGGACAACCGGCGGCCUUUCGGCCACAACAGGGACUUUGACUCCGGUGACGACGGCAGACUGUCACCGUCCUUCCCUCAGAUCCUCCGCAGACACUCCCGGGGCUCCGGGUGCAGUACCCCGGACAGGAGAAGUGAUGGCUAUCUGAGCUCCGACCAUGACGACUCCUCCUCUGCAGACUUCAACUAUAACACAGAUGGCUACGAGGGAGACGGAACAGAGGACGGCAAGUCCCAGGACGGCUCUGAGACGCUGCCCUAUAUAGAUGAAUCGCCCACCAUGUCGCCCCAGCUGUGCGCACCCCAAGGGCCCGAUGGAGAAGCGGUGUCCCCCACACCACCAGAGGGCCUGCCGCCUGGGGGAGACAUAGAGAAAGGGCUGGAGAUGAAGAAACUGGUGCUGUCUGGUUUCCUGGCCAGUGAGGAGAUCUACAUUAACCAACUGGAGGCCCUGCUACUGCCCAUGCGGCCCCUGAAGGCCACAGCUACAACCUCCCAGCCCGUCCUGACCAUCCAGCAGAUAGAAACCAUCUUCUACAAAAUCCAGGACAUCUUUGAGAUCCACAAAGAGUUCUACGAUGCCCUCUUACCCAGCAUCCAGCAGUGGGACGAGAAGGUUACUGUGGGGCAUUUGUUCCAGAAGCUGGCCAGCCAGUUGGGAGUUUACAAGGCUUUUGUGGACAACUACAAAGUGGCGCUGGAGACGGCAGAGAAAUGCAGCCAAGCCAACAUCCAGUUCCAGAAGAUAUCUGAGAACCUCAAAGUAAAAGGUCCUAAAGACUCCAAAGAAUGUACCACAAGUACUUCCAUGGAGGCUCUCCUUUACAAGCCGAUUGACCGUGUUACCAGAAGCACCCUGGUCCUUCAUGACUUGCUGAAACACACUCCUAAGGAUCACCCGGACUUCCCCCUCCUGCAGGAUGCUCUGCGAAUAUCUCAGAACUUCCUCUCCUCCAUCAAUGAAGAGAUUGACCCUCGCAGGACUGCUGUUACUACACCCAAAGGAGAGGCCCGUCAGCUGGUGAAGGAUGGAUUUCUGGUGGAGGUGUCUGAAAGCUCCAGGAAGCUACGGCACGUGUUCCUCUUCACUGAUCUGCUGCUGUGUGCCAAGAUGAAGAAGACAGCUGUGGGCCGCCACCAGCAGUACGAGUGCAAGUGGUACAUCCCUCUGGCGGAUCUGACUUUCCAAACUCUGGACGAUUCCGACUCUUGCCCGAGCAUCCAAGUCCUGCCUGAGCACGAGAUCGAGGAGAUGAAGAUCAAGAUCUCAGUCUUAAAGAGCGAGAUACAGAAAGAGAAGAAAGCACCGAAGGGUCAGAGCCGUGUGGAGCGUCUGAGGAAGAAGAUGAAUGAGCAGGAGUCCUGGCUGCUCCUGCACUCCCCCACCAUCCCCUUCCGCAUCCACAACAAACACGGAAAGAGCUACUUGUUUCUUCUCUCUUCUGAUUAUGAGAGGUCAGAGUGGAGGGAAAGCAUCCAGAAACUCCAAAAGAAAGACCUCCAGGCAUGUGUAUUAAGCUCUGUAGAGCUCCAGGUUCUGACCAGCUCCUGUUUCAAACUUCGCACCGUCCACAACAUUCCUGUUACCAGUAACAAAGACGAUGAGGAGACUCCUGGCCUGUACGGCUUUCUGCAUGUGAUCGUCCACUCUGCCAAAGGAUUCAAGGAGUCAGCCAAUUUGUACUGCACCCUUGAAGUGGACUCAUAUGGAUACUUUGUCAGCAAGGCCAAGACUCGAGUCUUCAGAGACACCACAGAGCCUCAGUGGAACGAGGAGUUUGAGAUUGAAUUGGAGGGCUCCCAGUACCUGCGGAUCCUGUGCUAUGAGAAGUGCUACGACAAAAGCAUGCUCAAUAAAGACGACAACGAGAUUGUGGACAAGAUCAUGGGCAAAGGGCAGGUCCAGCUGGAUCCUCAGACGGUGCAGUCCAAGAACUGGCACAUGGACGUCAUAGAGAUGAAUGGGAUCAAAGUGGAGUUCUCCAUGAAGUUUACAAGUCGGGACCUCAGCUUGAAGAGAACGCCGUCCAAAAAACAGAGCGGGGUGUUUGGAGUCAAAAUCAAUGUGGUUACAAAGCGCGAACGCUCUAAGGUGCCUUACAUUGUCCGUCAGUGCAUUGAGGAAGUGGAGAAGAGGGGCAUUGAUGAAGUGGGAAUCUACAGGAUCUCAGGGGUGGCCACGGAUAUCCAGGCCCUCAAAUUAGCAUUCGACACCAAUACCAAAGAUAUCCUGGUGAUGCUGAGUGACAUGGACAUCAACGCCAUCGCAGGAACGCUGAAGCUGUACUUCAGGGAGCUGCCGGAGCCUCUGCUCACCGACCGCCUCUACCCCGCCUUCAUGGAGGGCAUAGCGCUCUCAGACCCGGCGGCCAAGGAGAACUGCAUGAUGCACCUCCUGCGCUCGCUGCCGGACCCCAACCUCAUGACCUUUCUCACUCUGCUGGAGCACCUCAAACGGGUGGCUGAUAAGGAGCCCAUCAACAAGAUGUCCCUUCAUAACUUGGCCACAGUGUUCGGCCCGACUCUGCUCAGACCCUCAGAGUCAGAGAGCACGAAGGGACAGCACAUCACCUCGGCCUCCGACAUCUGGUCACAUGACGUCAUGGCACAGGUGCAGGUGCUGCUCUACUACCUGCAGCAUCCUCCCAUCUCCUUUGCUGAACUGAAGCGCAACACGCUCUACUUCUCCACUGACGUUUAAUCCCCACCACCUCCCUCAGGGCUUCGUCUGGAGACGAGACAGAGACUCCAUGCAAAUAUCGGUCCCUGCCACUCAGCAGUCCUGCCUCACCUCUCCCCCCAGCAGGCAGCUCGUCUUGACUGUACAGCCCCCCCCACCCUCAUACCCCUCCUGUCUAAACCCCCCACCCCGUCCCGUGAAGAGAUGGAGUCGAGCAUGUAGGGAGGCUGAGAAGCAGUCGUCCAAUAGUCACGUGUCAUGUCCUGUGUGUAAUGUGAGGAAAGCAGAGCCGCCUCCCGCCAAUGAGACGGCGAGGCGCUCUGGGACCACAGUGGGAGGCGUGGAGGCGGAGCCUGGGGUCCAGAGGCCACGGCCCGGUGGAGUGGAACAGGAUCAUCAUGGGCGUGUGUGGUGGCGGUGUCAUCUAAUGAGUCCUUUCUGGUUUAAUGAUCUCAGAAACGACUCACACUCCAGCUUCUUUUUACUCCCUGAUCAGAGGCAUUCCAGAAAAAUGGCAUUUACAUGUUUUAUAAUAAUGUUCAGCAGCUGUUUUGUUUCCUUUUUCUGUCUUUCUGGCUUUGUGCAUGUGGUGGAGGAGGCCGGGGUGUGUGAGUGACGCUGUGGAUGUACUUGACUGAGUGAGUGUGUUUAAGGGACUUUAAGAACGUGUCGUGGCUGGGGUCCAGUCUCUGUGCUGACAAACAAGAGAGACCUGCCCUCCCCACUGAGUCUUGGCCAAAUUAGCCCUAUUUAUUUUAAAUAUAUAUAAUAUGUGUGCCUGUACAGUUCUGUGCAACUAGAGAAAUGCUCUAAGGAGUCAGUUUUUUGAAGUUUAUUCAGGUAGUGAUGUUAUUUUUAGUCUGAUUUUCUUAUUCACCAUGUCCAUGGUUGGUAAGCUGUACUGAAAAGAUCAGCAGAAAGUCUGCCAAUUACUUUCAGAUCACUUUGUAGAGGUGAACGGGCACUCUGUGACAUGAGGGUUGUUGGGGGGGAAAAAAACACAAUGAAUGGAACAUUUAGCUUUUUUUCUCAUUGUUGCAUUGCAAGCCUGUUCCAAGUGUCUUACUGCACCGUAUAAUCUGUAGGAUGAUUUGUGUAGUUGCCCUCAUUGCAUGUUCAGCUUGUCAAUCAAACCAGGCCGGGUAACACGAAGGUAGGUCGUCUCUGCAAGGGCCUCGCUAAAACUGGCAAAAAAAAAACAACACCCAUCUCUGCUCUGUACAAAGCCAACCUUUCUGCUAUCAAGCCUGCAACAUAUCUUAAAAUACUGUAAGCACUGCUAGAUGAGUACUAUUUGAUAUUUUUAAUAUAAGAUUAAAAUAAAAUAAAAAGUGUUGUAUUUUACUUCCUUUGAGAAGAAUUUCAAUAUACUGUAAUAUUGAGGCUAAAUGUCAAUGUGAACUUUUCUCCCCUUUUUUUUUUUAGGAAAAUAAAAGUUAUUAAAACACUCAA
Acanthochromis polyacanthus (spiny chromis) is the source of this 5018-nucleotide messenger RNA. It is a transcript of the gene abr, whose product is annotated as ABR activator of RhoGEF and GTPase. The coding region runs from base 255 to 3587 and encodes 1110 amino acids. The transcript has 23 exons. NCBI's taxonomy places the organism in Eukaryota, Metazoa, Chordata, Actinopteri, Pomacentridae. Gene Ontology annotation, cellular component: membrane. The record is from RefSeq and is a predicted model, not a curated record. Gene Ontology annotation, biological process: protein phosphorylation; positive regulation of GTPase activity; intracellular signal transduction. Gene Ontology annotation, molecular function: GTPase activator activity; guanyl-nucleotide exchange factor activity; protein serine/threonine kinase activity.